AUGCCGAAUAAAGGAAAAAAGAAGGCCCAGAAGGCCAAAAAGAGCGCACGCGAUAUCCAAACACCUGUAUCCGACCGAGAGAACAGCGUUGAUUCUGGAAAGGCCAUAUCAAGCGAGAGAGAGGAUCUCCAAAAUCUGGAGUUGAAUGAUGCUUCUGAUGGAGAUAGACCAAUUGAGGAGGAGCCAAAUCCUCUGAGUGCUUGGGUGAAAGAUGUUAUUUACAGCGAAACAUCGAAACAGUCAGAGAGAAUGGUUGAAGAGUUUUUCACUGCCAAAGAGCCUGCCUACGACGAAUGCAAAGCGUUCUUUGACAGACUCAAUCAGCUUAUCCGAGGUACCAAUGAGCAAAACGGUGUCACGGACGUCGAGACGGGUGCUAUUAACCCGACUUACUAUAACAAACUAUGCCAGACUUGGCAGCAAUCAGCAAAUAAAGCUGUCGAAGAUCAAUCACCGGAGGAAUUUUGGUCUGCUUUCAAUCAAACUCGCGAUCUGAUAAAGAUUUUCAACAAAAGGCAUCAUCUCCCAAAAGCCUGGAAUAUUAGCCAGGAAUGGGCAGAACAAAUGAUUGGGACCCAGAAUCCGAGAACAGGGGAUACCGAGUCUACCGCUACUAGCGAUGAUGGUCAAUCUACCCUGACCGAUCAGCAGGCGAUGAACGAAAGACUUGGAGUCAGUUCCGAUAUUGAGUCUGAUGAUGACAACCAGACGGGACUUGAUGCCCUUGAAUCGAGAACCAUGAAGCAGCAACGCCGACUUACAUCAGCCAAAGUUCUAUAUUGGUGGCCUAAAGGCACUGGUUCUCAGAUCUUUGUGCGAUAUGGAGACCGGAACACACCUAUUUAUCGGAUUCGAGCUGGGUCUCACGAGAGCUACAGUCCUCAUAUGGUCGAACGUGUCCUGACACAAACACGUGGCAACGCUAAAAUAUCCGGCACAAAAAAUGGCCUGCCAGAGGAAUUCUGGAAAUACAAACGCAAAGAUGUAGAGAACAUCCUUGGCGUUGGUUGGAAGAUCGAAGACGAUGAUGAAGAGGGCUUCAAUCCUCUUGAUCUACUACGGCCUGCAAAGGGUGCUUCCUAUCCACACACGCGCGCACUUGUGAAAUGGAAAGAUGGUGUGACAACAUUGGAAGGACGUUCAUUCAUUCGUCGUAUUUCCACUGGCUCGUCACUAGACGGCGAUCGAAUGAUAUAUCAGAAAGCCGAAGAACUCGAGACAGCUUACCGUGAGCGACAUGGGCUAGAGGAUAUCGUCGAUGACGACUACGAUGAGGAAGACAGCGAUAUAGAAGUCAGUCAUGGUAGGAGAUAUCGAAGCGAGCCUGCGCGCUACUCAAAGUCGGCCAAGGGCAAGUCUAGAGGUCAUUACCGCCAUGAUUCUAGUGAAUACAGUGACUCUGAAAGCGAUGCAGUCGCGCAGUCACACAACAGCCGGUACAGGAGACACCGCAGUGAGCCCAGUCGCCGUCCAAGGGGGCCCACAGGCAGGGCAAAUUCGGCAACUCAGAAAGAUGACGCAUUGAUUAAAAAACUAGAAAGAGAGAUCCAGCGAUUAAAGGUGGGAAGGUCGGAGUCCCCCAGAGAUCACCGAAGAUCGCAUGGUCGUGAACGCACAAUUUAA
Penicillium subrubescens is the source of this 1623-nucleotide messenger RNA. RefSeq lists its product as uncharacterized. Lineage: Eukaryota; Fungi; Ascomycota; Eurotiomycetes; Eurotiales; Aspergillaceae. Bases 1 to 1623 code for a protein of 540 amino acids. The transcript is spliced from 2 exons. The record is from RefSeq and is a predicted model, not a curated record.